CAAUUAAAUGAAUCUCUUCUCUUUGUUUUAAGAGGAAAAAAAUAAAUAAAAAAGCAAUCAGUAAUUUUUUAGGAAAAAGAAACGAGUUGCUUUCCAUUCCACACCUCAUAACAAUACUGCAAUCGUAAGACACGGGUGGCCGUGUAGAGCAAGCAAUCCUCUCCUGCUGCUCUUCGCUUUCUGAAGUUUAAGGAUCAUCAUUCCUUUAAGAAAAGGAAAUUCCGUGGGUUUUUUCCCCUCCCAAGCCUGAUAAUAAAACUGCAAUUAUGAGUCUCCUCUCCCAGGAAGGUUUAAAGGAGAGUCUCCAACAACUUGAAUGCCAUUUUACAUGGGAGUUGCAGAAAGAGCACAUUGAUCCCGAAGAAUUGGAGGAAAGAAUUGCCGAGCAGAUCCGGUUCUUAACCAAUAAAUCCAAAGUUAGAAAUUACAACCUUCUUGCCUAUGUGAAAUUCCUGAACGGCAAGAAGGACGAAGCACUGGAAAACUUGCAGAAAGCUGAAGAGACGGUGCCCGUAGAAUGCCCUGAGGAUGUUGAAAAGGGAAGCCUGGUUACCUGGGGCAAUUAUGCCUGGCUGCACUACCACAUGGGCAAUCUUACUGAAUCCCAAGCCUACGUGGAGAAGGUAGAAAGCACCUGCAAGCAAUUUGGAAGUGAGUCUCCUUAUAAGAUGGAGCUCCCACAGAUCGACUGUGAGAAGGGUUGGGCUCUCCUAAAAUUCGGAGGCAGGUAUUAUGAAAAGGCCAAGGAGAGCUUUGAAAAAGCCCUGGGAAAAGAACCCGAAAACCCAGAAUUUAACGCAGGCUAUGCAAUCAUGGUGUACCGCUUGGAAGAUUAUUAUGCCAAAAAAUGUUCAGGAAAAGCCUCUUCGCUGGAACCUUUGAGGCUUGCGGUAAAACUGAAUCCCAACGACGUAUUUGUGAUUCCUCUCCUUGCAUUAAAGUUACAGGAAACAAACAGAGGGAAGGAAGGAGAAAGAUACAUCGAGGAAGUGCUUGGGAAACAUCCUGACGUUCCUUAUGUAUUAAGGUACGCCGCCAAAUUUUACAGGAGGAAAGGAGAUGUAGAGACAUCACUGCAACAUUUGAGGAAAGCAUUAAGCUUGACCCCGAACUCUGGAAUCUUGCACCAUCAGUUUGGGAUUUGCUAUAGGGCACAAUACUUCGCGCUGAAAAAAAAGGGGGCCAAGGACCAAUUCCAGUUUGUGCAAAAGCAGUACGAGCUGAUGGCACUUUGCAUUUUUCAUUUCCGAAAAGUGGUGGAGCGUAAAACCAGGUUUAUCUACGCUUAUAUUGACCUUGCUAACAUGUACGCCGAAAAAGGAGAGAUACUGGAAGCAGAUAAGACCUUUCAGAAAGUGUUUGCCAUCAGCAACCUAACCGCUACAGAGAAGCAACAGCUGCACUUUAAUUAUGGACGUUUUCUGGAAUGUCAUAGGAAGUCAGAAAGGGAUGCUAUGAAACAGUACCUGGCUGGGCUGAAAAUUGAAAACCAUUCGUUUGAACAAAAGAACUGUGAAAGGAGCUUGAAGCAAUUGAUAGAUAAGACAGAUAAGAAAGGUCAGAAAUGUGUUGAGGUAUUCGAAAGCAUAGGAUUCAUCGCCGAACGCGAUGGGUUCAAAGAAAGAGCCAUCGAAGCCUACGAAUCCGCCCUGAAAAUGGAUCCUGGGAACGAAGAGUGUCUGAGUGCAAUUAUGAACUUGAAGCUUUCCUUGAAAAGCUAAAUGUUUGCUGUGUUUGGAAAGCAAAUGGUUUCCAAAUAUUUCCUGCCGGGGUCAAAGCCCUAAACUUAGCAGUUGCCCCAAGCUAGAGUACUUACAUCUCCGCUGUGUGUGUGUGUGUGUGUGUGUGUGUGUGUGUUUGUGUGUGUGUGUAUUUUAAAAGAAUAUUAGCUUCUAAUAAGGCCUUCUUGGAACAAGUCAAAACAUUGAACUGAACAGCAAGCAAGAUUUUAAAAACCUACGUGUAUAUGGGGAUGAGGUGAAAUCUUACAAUGAUGCUCUGCAGCUUCAACAAGUCCUUGCAGAAGCUGCGAUGGUUUUUGCAUGUAUCCCAAUUUACCACUCAGUCACGGUGGCACAGUGGUUAGAAGGCAGUUUUGCAGGCUAAUUCUGCUGACGGCCGGUACUUCGAUUUUCACUGGGUAACCCAGAGUGUUGAGGGCAGUAUGCUGACUCUGUUAACCGCUUAGAGAGGGCUAUUAAGAUUUAAGAUUUAGUUUAUUUGUGUGUGUGUGUGUGUGUGUGUGUGUGUGUGUGUAUUUUAAAAGAAUAUUAGCUUCUAAUAAGGCCUUCUUGGAACAAGUCAAAACAUUGAACUGAACAGCAAGCAAGAUUUUAAAAACCUACGUGUAUAUGGGGAUGAGGUGAAAUCUUACAAUGAUGCUCUGCAGCUUCAACAAGUCCUUGCAGAAGCUGCGAUGGUUUUUGCAUGUAUCCCAAUUUACCACUCAGUCACGGUAGCACAGUGGUUAGAAGGCAGUUUUGCAGGCUAAUUCUGCUGACGGCCGGUACUUCGAUUUUCACUGGGUAACCCAGAGUGUUGAGGGCAGUAUGCUGACUCUGUUAACCGCUUAGAGAGGGCUAUAUAGAUUUAAGAUUUAGUUUAUUUGUAUGCCGCCC
Messenger RNA from Thamnophis elegans (Western terrestrial garter snake), 2618 nucleotides. Its product is annotated as interferon-induced protein with tetratricopeptide repeats 5-like. The record is from RefSeq and is a predicted model, not a curated record. Bases 267 to 1721 code for a protein of 484 amino acids. NCBI's taxonomy places the organism in Eukaryota, Metazoa, Chordata, Lepidosauria, Squamata, Natricidae. Gene Ontology annotation, cellular component: cytosol. Gene Ontology annotation, molecular function: protein binding. The transcript has 3 exons. Gene Ontology annotation, biological process: defense response to virus.